CCCAUUUCUCCCCUCUUUUGGAAAUUGAGAGAGAGAGAGAGAGAGAGAGAGAGAGAGAGAGAGAGAGAGAGAGAUUUAUUCCUUUGCAGAAAGGAAUUCGUUCAUUUCCGGAGUUCGUUUCCCGAUUCCUGGAUUUACAGUGAUUUCCGAGUCUUCUUUAUGUGAAUAGGUCCAGGGCUUGAAAAAUGGCAGGUGGUUACAAAGAUGAGGUGCCCAUGUUAUCAGACACUCGUUCUCAACUAUCAGAUGAAUGCAUGGAUGUGGAAUUGGAAAGGUUUCAUACUAGGACUACUACUAGGAGUGCCUCCAUGUCCAUAUCAAUGAACGGAAUGGGGUUUUAUGAAAAUGAAAACAGCCUUGUAUCUCAUACUGGUCCUUUGCGGAACGAAAGAAGAGCUCCAUUUGUACCUUUUAGUGGGCCUUUAAAUAGCAACCAGAAAUUCGAGAACUUUUCCCGACCAAAGAAUGGGAGAUUGGGUGUCAAAGCACCUGCGGUUGCACCCGAAGAAUUUUCUUCUGGUGAAGGAAUGACUCAAGUGGACUGGCUGCAUGGCAAUGUUGCUGGCAAGAACGAACAUUUAUUGAGGUCAGGGCCAUUGGGGAAAUGCAAUGAUCCUUAUUGCACAACUUGCCCAACGUAUUAUGAUGCCAAAGCUGCAGAAAAGAAUUCAAGAGCUUCAGCUGUAUUCGACUCUAAGUUCCAAUAUGCUUUAUAUGGGGAUGCCAAAGGUUGGGUGAGGAGAUCUAUUGACUUUCUAAAUUCGUUUGUCCCUGGCAUCAUGAACCCUCAUGCCAAGUUUGUGCAACGGUGGAACAAAUUUUUCGUCAUUUCUUGCUUGGUGGCGAUUUUCAUAGACCCAUUAUUCUUCUUCCUUUUGUCCGUAGAUGAGGAUAACAAGUGUAUAGUUCUCAACUGGUCAUUGGCUACAGCAAUUGCAGUCGUUAGAAGCAUAACUGAUUUCAUUUACUUUUUACACAUACUUCUUCAGUUCAGGCUCGCUUAUGUUAAUCCUGAAUCCAGAGUGGUGGGUGCUGGAGAUUUAGUUGAUCACCCAAAGCAAAUUGCUCUUAAUUACCUGUGUGGCUACUUUAUACUUGAUCUAUUUGUUGUAUUACCAUUACCCCAGAUCAUGAUAUUAUUGGUAGUACCGAAGUAUUUGGGAACAUCAGCAGCAAAUUAUGCGAAAAAUCUUCUACGUGCCACAGUUCUUCUUCAGUAUAUACCGAGGAUAUUUAGAUUUCUACCUUUGCUUGCUGGACAGUCUGCAAGCGGCUUCAUAUUUGAGUCAGCAUGGGCGAACUUUGUCAUCAAUCUUCUCAUUUUUGUAUUGGCUGGGCAUGUUGUGGGCUCAUGCUGGUAUCUCUUUGGGCUGCAGAGAGUAAAUCAAUGCCUGCGAGAGGCUUGUGAUGCAUCUCAAGUGCCAUCCUGUAAACAGUUCAUAGACUGUGGGCAUGACAACACUGAAAAAUUUGCUUCCAACCAAGACUGGCAGUCCUGGCAAAACAGCCCCAAUGCUACUGAUUGUUUUAAUACAGAUAAUGGAUCUUUCUCGUAUGGAAUUUACGUACAGGCUGUUCUCAUUUCUACUGAACACAGUAUUAUCACAAGAUACAUAUAUUCUAUGUUUUGGGGUUUCCAGCAAAUCAGUACUCUGGCUGGGAACCUAGUCCCCAGCUCUUUUGUGUGGGAAGUUCUAUUCACUAUGGGCAUCGUUGGGCUUGGCCUGUUACUUUUUGCUCUACUUAUUGGAAAUAUGCAGAACUUCCUCCAAGCUCUUGGACGCAGGAGGCUAGAAAUGCAACUAAGACGUCGUGAUGUUGAACAGUGGAUGAGCCAUAGGAGAUUGCCAGAAGGAUUAAGGAGGCAAGUACGGCAAUCAGAAAGGUUCAGUUGGGCUGCAACUCGAGGUGUAAAUGAAGAAUUGCUAUUGGAGAACUUACCAGAGGACUUACAGAGAGAGAUACGUCGCUAUCUAUUUAAAUUCGUGAAGAAAGUGCGUAUUUUCACAUUAAUGGAUGAUCCCAUCGUAGAUGCUAUCUGUGCAAGACUGAGACAAAAGCUCUACAUAGGGGGAAGCAAAAUCCUAUACACGGGAGGCCCAAUUGAGAUGAUUGUUUUCAUUGUGAGGGGAAAGAUGGAGAGCAUUGGGGGAGAUGGCAAUGUAGCCCCCUUGUCAGAGGGAGAUGUUUGUGGCGAGGAGCUUCUUACAUGGUGCCUCGAGCAUUCUGCAGGGAAUAGAGAUGGAAGGAAAAUCAGAUUGUCGGGUUCCAUGGGUCACCGAUUGCUUUCUAGCAGGACAGUCCGAUGUUUAACUAAUGUGGAAGCCUUUGCACUCCGAGCUGCUGAUCUAGAAGAAGUCACGUCCUUUUUUGCACGCUCCUUGCGGAACCCACGUGUUCAAGGAGCCAUAAGGUACGAGUCUCCAUAUUGGAGAGAAAUGGCAGCGAUUCGCAUUCAAGUCGCGUGGAAGUACAUGAAGAAGAGGCGUUUGGGUCGGUUGGACACCCCCGAUUAUCGUUCAUAUCAUGCAAGGUAUUGAACUUGUACUAUGUGUAAGAGGAAAAUGUAUGUAUAUAUGUAUCCCACGCAGUCUUUAGUCAGUGGAGGAGGUUGUAAAAUUCCAUGAAGUUUCUUUUGAAUCCAAACAAGCCCCACUUUCGGCUGUAAAAGAUCUUUCUUUUAGACCAUUACAGCAGCUUGUACUAACCAUUUUCAGUAUACUUGCGUGCCAGUGUUGUGAUCGAUUGAGAGAAACUGUUGAGAUAUUGUUUGAUC
This is a messenger RNA of Magnolia sinica, 2776 nucleotides long. RefSeq names its product probable cyclic nucleotide-gated ion channel 20, chloroplastic. The transcript has 13 exons. Gene Ontology annotation, biological process: monoatomic ion transport; transmembrane transport. Gene Ontology annotation, molecular function: monoatomic ion channel activity. The record is from RefSeq and is a predicted model, not a curated record. Gene Ontology annotation, cellular component: membrane. Bases 186 to 2540 code for a protein of 784 amino acids. Lineage: Eukaryota; Viridiplantae; Streptophyta; Magnoliopsida; Magnoliales; Magnoliaceae.